AUGUCGGCAUCUGUCGGUGACCAGCAGCGGCGACACCGGUGCUGCUCGCUGCCCACGCCAGGACACGCGUGUUGUGUGCCCGCCGUGGAGCCUCCCGUGCCGGGGGUUACCGGCGGUACAGCACGGAAGGAGCUGGCACUGGGGAUGCUGGCGGUGCAGCACGGGGAGAGCGGGCGCUUGGGGCUGCCGGGGCGUGGGGGCGGUACCGGCGGUGUCGGGGUACGACUCGGGGGCUGGGGGCGGUGCCGGCCGCUCCGGAGCACGGCCGAGAGGCGGCACCGGAGCCGCCGCGGUGCCGGAGCCGCUGCGGUGCCGCUCGGGGGCGGGCCGGGCCCGGCGGCCGUUCCGCCCCCCGCGCUGCGGCCGGGGCUCGGCCCCGCUCCGUCCCGCGGUGCAGGGAGCCGGGCCGGUGCCAGGGCCGCGCCCGGCCGGGCCGCAGCCCCCGCCGCCAUGGCCCGAGUCUCGGCGAUGAUCAGCCCGGUGCUGGUGCUCUUCGGCUGCGACCUGUGCUUCGUGCGAGCCAACAGGCCACCGUCCCCUGUCAACGUGACUGUGACGCAGCUGAAGGCGAACUCUGCCACAGUCUCCUGGGAUGUACCAGAAGGAGAUGUGGUCAUCGGCUAUGCCAUCCUCCAGCAGAGGCAGGAUGGGCAGAUGCAGCGCUUCAUCCGGGAGGUGAAUACCACCAACCGUGCCUGUGUGCUGUGGGACCUGGCAGAGGAUGCUGACUACAUCAUCCAGGUGCAGAGCAUUGGCCUGUAUGGGGAGAGCCAGGCUAGCAAGCGUGUCCACUUCCGCACCCUGAAGGAGACCGACCGCCUGCCUUCCAACAGCUCCAACCAAGGUGACAUCACCAUGGAAGGGCUGGACAAAGACCGGCAGCUGCAGACAGGCGAGAUUAUUAUCAUUGUGGCUGUGCUGCUGAUGUGGGCAGCGGUGAUCGCCCUGUUCUGCAGACAAUAUGAUAUCAUCAAGGAUAAUGACUCCAACAACAACAAGGAGAAGACAAAGCCCUCCUCAGAGCACAGCACGCCAGAGCGGCCGAGUGGAGGGCUGCUGCGGAGCAAGAAGAAAUCUCCCUCGGUCAAUAUCAUUGAGGUGUAAGUGCAACACCAGCUCUGCCGUCUGGGAUUUCGGCUGUCCUGCCAGAGCCACAGCAGGCCUUGGAAGAAGAGGCAGCACCAGGAGCAUCGCCUGGAACUCAGCAUGCGACGAUCCAUGUACCAGAACUCCCGCUUUCCUGAGGGCACCUGUCUGCGGAUGUGCACGGAGCAGGCUCCCAGACAUGCAUGCAGAGCGUGGCCCUGCCCAUCCCACCCGGCCCUUCUCCCCUCCGGGACAAGCAUGACCUUGAGGAUGGGUGGGAGGGAGCCAGGGGGACCCGAUGGUCUGAGGCACGGCCUGAGGGGAGCCCGCGUCCCUGUGCACCGCCUCGGCCAAGGCCUGGGCUGCAGCUGAGGCACGGGCCUGAGGGGAGCCCGCGUCCCUGUGCACCGCCUCGGCCAAGUCCCGGGCUGCCGCUGAGGCACUGCAUGGCUGCCCGGCACAGGGGCAGACCUUGCCCUCAGCUGCCCGUUUGGCCUUGGGGUUGCUGCAGAGAGCAGGAGCUGCUCCCAUCAGGGCCCCGGAGCUGCAGGAGCAGGGCAGUGCGGGCACUGCCCCAGCAUUGCCAGGAGAGCUGCGGCCUGCAGGAGGGUUUGUCUGUGGGGCCGGGCCCAGCCAGCACUGGGGAUGAGUGCAUUGCUGCUGGAGAACAGGGCUCCACUGUACUCUGUCAUGGCUGUGCAGGGCCUUCAAAUUCUCUGUGUACUGCAGAGGACAAAGACAUGAGGGACGAUGAGGGGCUGGUGCUGUCACAGUGCCUGGCAGCCCACAGAGCCUGCAGCAGGGCAGGCAGUGCAGGGCUGGGGGAGCGGGCACUGUCAGGGCAUGGCUGUGGCUGCGCUGUGUCCCCACAAGGGCUCGGUGCUGGCACAUGCAGGCUGCUUGAGGGGAGCUGCCAGGAACUUUCUGAGCAGUAUGGUGCCUGUGCUGCCUGGAGGAGACAAAGCGGUGAGGCCUGCAAGGUCUCCAUUGGAGGGAAUGGGGUGAAAUGAGGAGGCUCCCUGCUGCCCUGGCUGCUGCUCUCCCUCCAUGUUCUGCUCUGCAGCCUGCCACAGACAGGCUCUGCAGCCCUGGACUCAAGCAUCACAGGAUCCAGUGUCUUCCAGGAAUAAAUCUCCCAGUAAAAGCACUUUCAGGACUGUUCCUUCCAGGUGCUGCUCAGCUCCUGCUGCAGGACUAGGCAGGGAAGGAACAGGAUAAGCAACUCCUGUGGCAGGGUCUUUUCAAUAAAAGCAUCCUGGCUCAAAGGCAGCAUCAGA
Camarhynchus parvulus is the source of this 2363-nucleotide messenger RNA. It is a transcript of the gene FNDC4, whose product is annotated as fibronectin type III domain containing 4. The transcript is spliced from 7 exons. The record is from RefSeq and is a predicted model, not a curated record. NCBI's taxonomy places the organism in Eukaryota, Metazoa, Chordata, Aves, Passeriformes, Thraupidae. Bases 1 to 1104 code for a protein of 367 amino acids. Gene Ontology annotation, molecular function: protein binding.